Molecule: messenger RNA, 863 nt
Organism: Tribolium madens (black flour beetle)
Lineage: Eukaryota; Metazoa; Arthropoda; Insecta; Coleoptera; Tenebrionidae
Product: protein takeout-like
Exons: 4
Coding region: 12-749 (245 amino acids)
Source: RefSeq, a predicted model, not a curated record
UCCAAUCAGCCAUGAGACAAAUCCUACUUCCAUUUUUGUUAUCAUCAGUGAUAACAUUGUGCCAAAGCGCCAAAUUACCCACAAAUUUCCAAAAAUGUAACCGGAAACAACCCGAUUUAAAACAAUGUGUGCUCAAAGCGGCCCAAGACGGGAUUUUUCAAUUAACUCGCCCUUAUAAUGAAGUGAAUAUUCCAAAUUUGAACCCUUUUGAAUUAAAAGAAGCCACUAUUGGGGGUGGAGGCGCCGUGGCAGUAGAACAGAAAUUUAAAGAUUGUAAAUUAACUGGCUUUAAUAAGAUGAAAUUAGAUAAAUUCGAAUUUGAUUUCGAGAAAAAGGUCUUAAACGUUGCUGGAACAUUCCCAGAAAUUGUAAAAAAAUGUUCUUAUGAAGUGGAUGGUCAAGUGCUUCUCUUGCCAGUUACUGGAAAAGGGCCAAGUGAAAUAGUUUUAACAAAUCUGGCUGUGACUGCUCUUCUGCAUUACGAAGAAACGAAGAAGAAGAACAAAACUUUUAUAAAAAUCGUUUCAAGUGAAAUUAGUAUGGAUCCAGGUCACGUGUCUUACAAAUUGGAUAAUUUGUUUAAUGGUGAUAAAGUUUUGGGCGAUAAUAUCAAUCAAGUCCUUAAUGAUAAUUGGAAGGAAGUCUUUGAUGAUGUUAAAGCUGGUUAUAUAGAAAUUAUUCAAGCAAUUGUCACAAGUUUGUUAAAUAAUUUCUUCUCGAAAGUGUCUAUAGAAGAAGCUUUCGAUUAAUUUUUAUGUGAUUACAUAAUUUAUACUUUUUUUUUCUUUGUUAACUAAAUAAAAAAUAUUUGUAAUAGAACAAGUUGUUUUCUAUAGGUGUAGUAAUAAAAAUAUGAUACUUUA